UAAUCCUCAAUCUCUCGGAUUUACAGAGAAAUUGAAGUCUUGGCUCUCUUGGUCAUGGACAUACGUGUGCUUCAUCUGGUUCGGCAUGGUGCUGAUUAUGAUAUACGUCCUGUGGAGUCCGCUGAAACUGCAGGAAACUCUUACCUCAGCCUCAGUGUUUUUGAAUACACUGACACCCAAGUUCUAUGUGGCUCUCACUGGAACCUCCUCCCUCAUCUCUGGACUCAUCCUUAUAUUUGAGUGGUGGUAUUUUCGUAAAUAUGGGACCUCGUUCAUCGAACAAGUGUCAGUGAGCCACCUGCGUCCUCUGCUGGGUGGAGUAGAGAGCAGCUCCACGACUGGUCUGUUCUCAUCAGUCAAUGGAGAGGCAGAGCCCAGACCCAGUGUCUCAGAAUGCAAGGUCUGGAGGAAUCCUUUGAAUCUUUUCAGAGGAGCAGAGUAUAACAGGUACACCUGGGUGACUGGGAAGGAACCCUUAACAUACUAUGAUAUGAACCUGUCUGCUCAAGAUCAUCAGACCUUCUUCACAGGAGACACUCAACAGUUAAGGCCAGAGGAUGCUGUGAUGCAGAAGGCCUGGAGAGAAAGAAAUCCUCAAGCACGGAUCAGAGCAGCUUACCAGGCCAUAGAAAUGAACCACGAAUGUGCUGCAGCUUAUGUUCUUCUAGCAGAAGAAGAAGCCACAACUAUCACAGAAGCUGAACGCCUCUUCAAAAAAGCAUUAAGUAUUGCUGGAAAAGAUGUCAACUUACUGGUGUACAUUAAACGCAGACUGGCAAUGUGUGCACGCAAGCUGGGGCGCAUCAAAGAAGCAGUAAAAAUGAUGAGAGAUUUAAUGAAAGAGUUCCCUUUAUUGGGAAUGUUAAAUAUACAUGAAAACCUCCUGGAGGCACUUCUGGAGCUUCAGGCAUAUGCUGAUGUCCAAGCAGUCCUUGCAAAAUAUGAUGACAUCAGCUUGCCAAAAUCAGCCACUAUAUGCUAUACAUCUGCACUGUUGAAAGCACGGGCUGUUUCAGAUAAGUUCUCUCCAGAGGCGGCAUCCAGGCGAGGGUUAAGCACAGCAGAAAUGAAUGCUGUGGAGGCCAUUCACAGAGCCGUGGAGUUCAAUCCACAUGUGCCAAAGUACUUAUUAGAGAUGAAGAGCCUGAUCCUGCCUCCAGAGCACAUCUUGAAGAGGGGUGACAGCGAGGCAGUGGCAUACGCUUUCUUCCACCUGCAGCACUGGAAGAGAGCAGAAGGAGCCUUAAACCUACUACACUGCACCUGGGAAGGCACCUUUCGAAUAAUUCCCUACCCACUGGAGAAGGGUCACCUGUUUUACCCCUACCCAGGAUGCACAGAAACAGCAGAUAGGGAACUACUGCCCUUUCUUCAGCACACUCUUUGCACCCCUGGGUUUCUUUGCAGACAAGAUGGAAAGCUUCAUGCCGUCCAGUUUUUGGCACCAGCUGACUCGGAUCUGACCCCAUCUCACACUCACACACAAACACACACACGCACACACAUACACAUCAGUACCACUCCAAACCCUCAGACAAAAAGUGUUUGCUCUCCUGUCUUCAGCAUUACUGUCCACUUGCUGCAUUGUUACUGAUUAUGUUGGCUGAGCUUGUAUCAACACAGCAAUACCACUCCUAAGAUGCUCUCCCACACUGUUCCAACAGACAGAGUUUUUCCAAGAACACAUUUGGCGAAUACCAUUUGCAACAAUUUCACAGGGUCACUCACUUGUCAUGAUAGUAACUUGGGGAAAUUCUAAAUUUUUCAAGAUCCCACAAAGCCUGGCUCUAAAUUUGGCCAUUCUUCUCACAAUAAUAAUUUAAACCAUAAAACCUGCAUGAUUUUAUCUCCUUCUGUGACAGAUGAGUUUGUUUCUACCAGUGUGUGAAAGACAACAAAUGUGUAUGUGAAGGAUUUCUCUUGCAUAAUAUCUGUUUAUGGAUACAUGUUAUCACAUUCAUCUCUUUUCUCAGCAUGAUUAUGUGCAUCCGAAAGAUUCCAUAUAAUAUUUGAAAUGGGAACCUGUGUGUCCUAUAUCAACCUAGUGCCUCACAGACAUCCAGUGGGGCAGAUCUAAAAGUCUGUGAGACCUCCUGAAAACAGAGCAGUGAUUUACAGCCUCAGAGUGGCUGCAGUGUAUACAUCUUCUCUGCAGUUCAACAGUUGUUACCAAGGCAUGACACCUCAGCACUAUAUCACUGGGGCAACUGGCGCCCCACACAACAUCAUAAUGUAAAUGGGACCAUCACUGGUCACAGCAAGGCCUCUCAUGGCAUCACUCAUUUCUGAUGAUUGCACUACGCAUUCUAUCAUUCAGUGGGCUGGUCAUUGGGUAAACAAAUAUAACAGAGGCCAUGCAUCACACACAAUGCAACAAAUAUCUUUAAGACAUACGAUUACAGUUAUUCUAAAUGUAAUAGAGUUCACUCUCUUGUUCUCAUAAUGCACUGACAGCAUAUUCAGUUGGUCACUUUUACUACCUGCUUAUAUGCAAAGGAGAAUUUAAAGCUGGAAUUAACAUUUGCAGACAUAUUAAGUAAUUUUACCCCAAAAAUAUACAGUAGGUGAGUCUACUGCAAUUGGUUUGGUGAUAUGAACAUUGCCCUCUCUGAAAAAUGUCUCUGUUUUUUUUUUUUUUUUUAAUCAAACUCAAUAUGCUGAGAUAUCGGUGCCACUUCAUGUAAUAACUGACUGAUAUUGUAAUAACUUUUCAGAAACAACUGUGUCUGGUCUGUUUUGUAAAAAAAAAAAAAAAAAAAGGAAAAGAAAAGACCUGUUCAUGUAGUAUUUAUAUACAUAUUAUUCUGCACCACAAACAGAGUAAAACUGCAAAGAAUGUAAUAACAUUUAAUGUUGAAAAUACAUCAGUAAAGUAUUGUACAGUAAUACUGUGAUGACUCAUCAUCCCAACUAUUUAUUGCAUCAACAGGUUUUAUAACGUCUGAAACCAUUUAACACAAGUUAGUUAUUACAUUAUCAGUGGCUGCUGCAGCCUCAAGCUCACUCAUGUCUCCGGUUGUACUGACAACUCCCCACUUCGUAUGUGAUAACAGAGACAAUGUGGUGAUAGUGAAGUGCCUUUUUAGUACAUUAAACUACCAAACUACUACUAACUAAACACCUAUUUGGCAUUUACCACAAUACUGAUGUGAAGUUUAGCAACUCUGUUCAAUUUUGAUGGAUUCAGCUCGAUAGAUAUAAACAAAUUAUUGAUUCCCCAGUGAUUAGAAUUACAGGGAAAAAAAACAACAACUGGUGAUUAUGGAGUGGCACGUAAAUGUGUGCUGUUAUAGUGUGUUUCAAUUUUAGAUUGUAUUGGUAACAAUUCUCAACUACAAGUAUUCUGCUUUGAAUUUGACACUGGUGAGUUUUAGUCGUACAUGCUGAAGACAGGAGACUGCGUGAACAAUUGUAACUACCCUUGGAUGAGUUUGAAAGCAAAACUUACAAUAAAUUACUCAUUCAGUGCA
This is a messenger RNA of Stegastes partitus (bicolor damselfish), 3470 nucleotides long. RefSeq names its product suppression of tumorigenicity 7 like (gene st7l). Lineage: Eukaryota; Metazoa; Chordata; Actinopteri; Pomacentridae. Bases 86 to 1594 code for a protein of 502 amino acids. The transcript has 14 exons. Gene Ontology annotation, molecular function: protein binding. The record is from RefSeq and is a predicted model, not a curated record.